UUUUGCCAUCGUUACAUUUGUGGACGAGGCCGAUGCACCAGGAAUAAUUGCAUCAAACUGGGUAAUAAAUGAAAAUUUAUGUUCGUACCCUAAUGUACGUACAGAAGAAUUAAAAGACAAAUUGUUAAAAAGGAAAGCUGAACCCGAGGAUAAAUGGCCGCAGUAUAAAAUAAAAAUUCUAAAAUACUACGAAAAUUAUAGCGAAGCCCGUCUCCAUUUGAAAAAAGCAGAAGAAACUUCCAAUUUGGAUUCUGAUGAGGAAGUAAGAAAAAGAAAAAGGAGACUAAAAAAAAUAUCCCUGCCAGAAGACUCUAACUCAGAAGAUGAAUACCCCAUUAUGAAGAUGUCAAAAACCCAGCAAAUAUUAAAAAAAAAAAGAAAAUGAUUUAGUUAAAUAUCCAACUCCUCCUAAACCUAAAAUAAGUGCCAUGUUAGUAGCAGACACAAAUAAAAAUGCCAGUAAUUCCUCUAAAGAGAUGAAUUGUCAACACAACCCAGCUGUAGAAGGCCAUCUGUGUUCUAGUGGAGUUGAAGACCACGCAUAUGACAUUGUGCCUGAAGAAUUUAACAACUGUGCAGAAGUUAACAACCAUGGGGCAAUAGAUGGAAACUCUAUCAUUGUAUGUAGUCCCACUCAUACUCUAGCCUGCACAAAUAAUUUCUCGAACGGUAUCUCUGGCUGCUCCGUAAGCAAACAAUUUGGCAUGCAGCAGGCUCAUUUAAUCCAGGUCGUGACUGACUUGGCCAAACAAAUGUCUGAAUUGAAUAGAAAAGUUGACAUACUUUUAGGGACACAUACAGCAGAUAGCUUUAAUGCAUAUACACAAGAUAAUUUAGAAAUUUCUGAAUUAUUAGCUACUCUUCCAGUAAAGGAUGAUGCGAGUUUUUGUCAUUUCAAUGACCAGUUACAAAUAGUCCGGAACAAACAGGCAAUUGUAUCAUUUUUGGCUGGUAUUGGCGGUAGAAACAUUCGAAGUCUAACCACUAAUAUGUUGAAAAGAAUACUACAAGACGAAGUUGCCGAGCUAUAUUCCUUAACUGGAAAACAAAUGAAGAACUCCAAUAAAAAACCAUUUUUAAAGACAGAAACCUGUAAAAUAAUCUUUCAAAUCUGCAAGAAAGUUUACGAAGAUGCGACAGAAGAAAACCUGAAAGAAAUAAUUAGCGACUGGCUGAAUCAGGCUAAAGUUAGGACAACAAGAAGGGCAGAAAGACUAAACAGACAAGCAUAACCCUUAUAAAGGCAGAGGCGAUAUUUUAAACAUAGCUAAUAUGAGAAAAUGGAAGAAUCCUUCAGCAUUUUCAAUUGAGAAAACCAUUAUUAUAUAGUUGAUAUAUAUUGCUUUCGUACCUUAUACUUACUUUUUUCAUCAGUAUUUAAUUUUGGUGUUAAGAAAUCCACGGCAAUAAGUGGUCAAUUUAUGCACUACGCCUGUUAAGGAAGGUGAGUUAUCAUAUCACUGUUUUAAUAGAGAAUAUAUGUCAAAUCAAGUGUACUAAUAGGUAGAGUGCAUAUAUUUACCACGUGUUUUUUUUAAUUAUUUAGGUUUUUUUACUGUAGAUGUAUUCCCCAGUGUAUAACUGGGGUCUUAUUAAGGGAUAAAUAACGAGUCUGUGCAUUAAGUAACAAUACUGUAUGUUGGUACUCUUUAUAUAUUAUUAUUGCAUACUGACACCAGUCAGUUUAACCAAUAGUGCUUUAAUAGUUAUUUACGAUACAAGUGCAAAAAAUAGGAAAUUCGCAACGAGUGGUGAUAAAUUAAAAUACGACCGAAGGGAGUGUUUGAAAUCGACACUAGAUGCGAAUUACUGAUUCGCACGUGUAUCCGACCCAUAUGUACUGUAUAUGGGUCUUUAAAGUUUCGACAUAUGCACAGAAAGUGCUCAUUCCCGCACGCGUGCGGGAAAGUAGCACCAUAUGUACUGUAAAAUAAUAUGUUGUGUUCCAUACCUAAUAAAUACUGUAAUAAAAUCUUACACAAUUACCCAUGAAUAA
Messenger RNA from Cydia pomonella (codling moth), 1996 nucleotides. RefSeq lists its product as uncharacterized. Lineage: Eukaryota; Metazoa; Arthropoda; Insecta; Lepidoptera; Tortricidae. The record is from RefSeq and is a predicted model, not a curated record. The transcript has 7 exons. The coding region runs from base 429 to 1232 and encodes 267 amino acids.